AUAGGGCUGGACAAAAAUGAUGGUACCCAUAACUUAAUAUUUUGUUGCACAACCUUUUGAGGCAAUCACUGCAAUUAAACGAUUUCUGUAUUUGUCAAUGAGCGUUCUGCAGCUGUCAACAGGUAUUUUGGCCCACUCCUCAUGAGCAAACAGCUCCAGUUGUCUCAGGUUUGAUGGGUGUCUUCUCCAAAUGGCAUGUUUCAGCUCCUUCCACAUAUGUUCAAUGGGAUUCAGAUCUGGGCUCAUAGAAGGCCACUUUAGAAUAGUCCAACGCUUUUCUCUCAGCCAUUCUUGGGUGUUUUUGGCUGUGUGUUUUGGAUCGUUGUCCUGUUGGAAGACCCAUGACCUGCGACUGAGACCAAGCUUUCUGACACUAGGCAGCACAUUUCUCUCCAGAAUGCCUUGAUAGUCUUCGGAUUUCAUCGUACCUUGCACACUUUCAAGACACCCUGUGCCAGAUGCAGCAAAGCAGCCCCAAAACAUUACUGAGCCUCCUCCAUGUUUCACCGUAGGGACAGUGUUCUUUUCUUCGUAUGCUUGGUUUUUGAGUCUAUGAACAUAGAGUUGAUGUGCCUUACCAAAAAGCUCCAGUUUGGUCUCAUCUGUCCAAAGGACAUUCUCCCAGAAGCUUUGUGGCUUGUCAACAUGCAUUUUUGCAAAUUCCAGUCUGGCUUUUUUAUGAGUUUUUUCAGCAGUGGUGUCCUCCUUGGUCGUCUCCCAUGAAGUCCACUUUGGCUCAAACAACGACGAAUGGUGCGAUCUGACACUGAUGUACCUUGGCCUUGGAGUUCACCUUUAAUUUCUUUGGAGGUUGCUCUGGGCUCUUUGGAUACAAUUCCAACGAUCCGUCUCUUCAAUUUGUCAUCAAUUUUCCUCUUGCGGCCACGUCCAGGGAGGUUGGCUACUGUCCCGUGGGUCUUGAACUUCUGAAUAAUAUGAGCCACUGUUGUCACAGGAACUUCAAGCUGUUUAGAGAUGGUCUUAUAGCCUUUACCUUUAAGAUGUUUGUCUAUAAUUUUUUUUCGGAUGUCCUGGGACAAUUCUCUCCUUCGCUUUCUGUUGUCCAUGUUCAGUGUGGUACACACCUUUUCACCAAACAGCAGGGUGACUACUUGUCUCCCUUUAAAUAGGCAGACUGACUGAUUAUGAGUUUGGAAACACCUGUGAUGUCAAUUAAAUGACACACCUGAGUUAAUCAUGUCACUCUGGUCAAAUAGUUUUCAAUCUUUUAUAGAGGUACCAUCAUUUUUGUCCAGGCCUGUUUCAUUAGUUUGUUUUUUUAAAUAAUUAUGUUAAUCAACAAUUCAAAAGUAAUGGCUGUUUUUGAUUAUUUAAUUUUCAAUAAAUUUUUAUUUAUUGUUACUUUUGUGAGUUUCAAGUGAUUUCAGUGAGAAUUGUGGGUUUUUCCUUCUUUAACUGAGGGGUACCAACAAUUUUGUCCACGUGUGUACAUCCAUCCAGGUGUCACAGUCGGAACACUGAAACUGGUUUCCAACAGUUCAUAGAAACAAUCGAUGGUACCCUGAACGUGUUUCUGUUUUCUGAUAAUUCACCAGAGAAAACUUCAAAAAGGGCAUUCUGGGUAAACUUUCAAGGCUCAUAUCAACAUGUGUGAUAAGUUGUUGGUCAGAACAAGCUCUGGAUAAUGAAAGCAGCAUUUUACUUACAUUUGAUACCAGAAUCAUUGUAUAAACAACUAUUAAAGCUUCACCCAAAGGAUCUCUGAGUGAUGGUGGUUCAGACAUCAUUUUUUAAUGUGUCAUCGAUGCAGUAGAAGUCUGAAUCUUAUCUCAGUACCACAGUGAGGAAGUCCAACAUUUCAAUACAGUUUGUUGUUGGCAUCAUCGCUGACCGGCAAGAUCUUAAAUAACCUUUAAAGAAACCUUUAUUAACCCUUAUUUUCUCCAAUGAAUCCAGUCAGAAACAGUGGAAUUCAAGGAUUCAUUCAUGGAAUUCAUUUAAAAGGUGUUCUUGAUGCAUUUUGUGAAAGUUUACAGAGUUAAUAAUGGCUUCCAUCCACACUGAGACAUUUAGAGGCACCAGAUUAUUUCUAAAUCAAGGUCUGACUUCAGUUUUUGGAGAUUCUAACCUAUGUUUGCAGAACCUAAUGAUGAAUCUAGUUUUAAGUGUUCAGAUUUGAGUUUUCUACCCAGUUUUCAGGAUUAAACCAGCUCCAGGGUACAAAGUCAAGCUUUCAAACCAGUUUGCAAGUUUAAGACUUGAGUUUUCAAACCAGUUAAUUGGAUUAAACCAUUUCCCGAUUACACAACCAAGUUUUUAAAACAGUUUCCAUUAUUCAGACUCAAGUUUUCAAACCAGUUUACAGGAACUGGAGUCAAGUUCUUAAAUCAGUUUACAGGGUUACACCAGUUCCAAGGUACACAAUCAAUCUUUUAAACCAGUUUAAAAGAUUCAAAAUUGAGUUUUUAAACCGGUUUAAGAGAUUUAGAGUCCAGUUUUCGAUCCGUUUCUUCUCACAGCUUUUUUCGGAUUGACAAUCCAGGUUCUGGAACAAGUUUACCUGAUUCAGAAGUGAGUUUUUAACCAAAUAACAGCAUGAAAAAUCUCAUGUUGAGCAAUUUCAUAGCAAUCAGAGUUGAGUUUUAAAACCAGCUUACAGGUUUACUGUUGGGAUUUAGUCUUCAGAUUAGUUUAAAUCCGCUCUACUCGAUAUUUAACUAGUUUUACAUGAUUCUGGACCAAGUUGUUCAACAUUAUCUCCAUACUGUGUUAUUUCCAUCUGUAAAGAAACAGUUCAAGUAAAAAGAGUUGCUGAAGGUGAUGCAACAUGGAGAUGAGCUGAAGCUCCAGAUGUACGAUGACUCUGCAGCGGUGAUAAGGUCUUUGCUGUUCUUCUCUUUUCUUUCUUCCUGAUUUUUAAAGUUCUGAGUAAUGAUGUGUCACUCUGCCUCCCUCGACUCUUUUAAUAACCUCCUGGUUUACAGACAGAAGUGAAGACGACUCCACUUCUACCUGAAGAGGAGAAACCUUCCUCCACCAUAGCAGGUUUGGAAACAACUGCAAAGAUGUACCUGCUGCCCCGCAUGAUGCUGCUGCUGCUGCUGUCAGCUGGAACCAGUCUGGCUGUGGAUGCUAACUGGUUAGCUCGUAUUGUAAAUGCCCUCCGGAGAGAGUACCGAGUGUCGGGUCAGUUCUGUUUGGCUGCAAACAUCCCAAGAGGUCAGGACCCAAACACCCUGAACCAAGUCCUUCAGAACGACGGCUACAGGGCAAAGGUUGAGCCAACGCUUAACGAUGGUGAAGUGUACGUGGGAAACGCGGUGGUUCUAGCCAAACCCGCAGGUCCGGUACACGCAGAACCUCAAGUUCUGGAAAACUUGGAUCCACUGAUGGAGAACAGCCAAGGACACGUCCUGGUCAUCUACUCCUACCUCUCCCCAUGCAGCAAGUGUACAAGCCAUAAAAAGUUCAGGAUCACUGACAUGAUCAGAAGCAAUGUCGUGAACCAGUGGACUGACUAUGCCUUCGUGUUUACAACUCUCUUCACCAAGCCGAGGUUUUCAGUGGCAGGUCAGUCUGGUUCACGAGGUUCAAAUGACUUAACACAAUCCCUCACCGAUCUGGCCGACUCUGGGCUCCGCCUCAGAAACAUCUUCCGCUGUUACAAACCACAGAUGGAGUUUGAGUGCUACAGCUGCUCGUCACACGGACAGGUCGCGGAUGUUUGCGUUGAUGACAAUGCUCAGCCUCAACAGGGAGGAAGUAGAAGCAGCGAUAGAAGUGGAAGCAGCGAAAGAAGUGGAAGCAGAAGUAGUAGCAGCAGUAGUGAAGUCAGCAGAAAGAGACCCAGAUACGGCACUCAGGGUGAAAGCAGCAGCAGCAAUCGAGGUAGGAGAUGGGACAGGAGCAACAGGAGGAGUAGCAGCAGUGAAAGAAGCGGUAGAAAGCAAAAGAAGCAGCAGCAGAAGAAGAAGCAGCAGGGAGAAGAAAGCACCAGCAGGAGAAGAAGCACCAGCAGGAGAAGAAGCACCAGCAGGAGAAGAAGCACCAGCAGGAGAAGAAGCACCAGAGAGAAGAAGCACCAGCAGGAGAAGAAGCACCAGCAGGAGAAAAAGCACCAGCAGGAGAAGAGCAGAAGAAGAAGGGGUUAAAGCAGAGGUUAAAAGACUUCAGGGUCUGAUGCGAUUCAGGUCGAUCAAACUUGCAUCGUCCCUGAACUCAACCUAAAUGAGAGAAAAACCUCCUUUACGCUUAAAAAAAAACCCGCAGUGUUUUUCCCUUGCUGAGCAGAGCUAGAAGCGUUUGGUUGACGCCACGAAAGUGUAGAAUAUUUAGUAUGAAGGUCAAACUUCCUAGUAGGUUAUCUUGGAGCUCAACCACCAAAAUGACACCGUUUGUCUGUCAGAAUCUGUAGAAACAGAAGGAAAUGUCGGGUUUUCUGCAGUCAUUGAAAGCAUCAUGCGUGCUGCUGUAGUGCAAAGUCUAGAAACGUGAUGUUUCCAUCAGAGUCACCUUAUUUCUACACAUCUUUUUCCAAUUCCCCCCCCCCCCAAAAAAAAAUAAACCUUUUGAACCAGAUUCUGUGAGAAACAAUAAAGUUCCGAGCUCCUCCAGUGAACUGCAGGCAGUGUUUCCACAGAGCGGAGAAGAGAUGGCAAGGAACUCAAAAUGAUCCGAAAUGGCUCAAAAAUGAUCAUUUUGAUCAAGUUUAAAGUGACUUUGAACAGUUUGCGUUAUUUUAGACAAUUCUUGAGUUGAUUUAACUAAGUUCUGAGUAUUUUUUGUUACUUUGGACACAUCUUGAGACAUUUUGGACAAUUUUACGAUUCAAAUCUUUCUAAACGCUUUCAUGGCUCAGACAGAGCAGAGAAGUUGUUGGAGAUAUAUUCAGCAUGGUCGGCAGCAGCAGGACUCAACUAAUGUCAUUUUGAGCCAAUUAAGAAAUAAUUUUAAACACAAUUUCAGUAAUUUUCAACAGUUUUUAGUCAUUUUUGACAUUUCUUUGUUGCUUUGGACCAAUUUUGAGUCAAUUUGGUCAAUUUUAUGCUACUUUCAGCAGGUUUCAAGUUAAUUUAGA
Messenger RNA from Acanthochromis polyacanthus (spiny chromis), 5038 nucleotides. RefSeq lists its product as uncharacterized. The record is from RefSeq and is a predicted model, not a curated record. Lineage: Eukaryota; Metazoa; Chordata; Actinopteri; Pomacentridae. Bases 3027 to 4112 code for a protein of 361 amino acids. The transcript has 4 exons.